UUGCUUGUCGCUUUCCGGCUACGUCACCAGUUUGCGGUAGCGGCGGUAGCGUGCGUGCCUUGUGUCUGUGCACUGACAGACUCGAGCGGCGGUGCAAAGGUUUGAGCUCCUCUGGACACUUGGGAAGUUUUUACUGUUGCCCAGGGUCAGCAUGUCGUCUCUAUUAAAGGUGAACAGCGAGCUGAAGAGCAAGGUGGAAACCUUCAGGGAGCAGAUCACCAGUGAGGCCGAACACCUGGUCUCCAGCUUUUUUCCUCAAAAACUCCUGGAGUUGGAUCAAUUUCUUAAGGAGCCAAUUUUCAACGUAACUGACCUGAAAGAAAUCCAUUCAGAGAUCAAGUGCAAAAUCCCAGAACCCAUUGUCUUCACUAACAGCCAUGAUGGCGUGGACAUGAAUACAAAGAAGAGGAAACUAGAGGACGGAGUCACUGAUGAGAGCUGGCAAGGGGGAACCAGAACACUGUUGAUGCCAGAGGGGAUGAUGAAAUGUAACGGCAAGCUGGUGGACCUGAUUGAACAAGUCAAACCAGAGAUCAGGACACUGAUUGAGAAGUGUAACACAGUUAAGAUGUGGGUCCAGCUGCUCAUCCCCAGAAUAGAAGAUGGAAACAACUUUGGAGUCUCCAUACAGGAAGAGACGGUGACAGAGCUGAGGACGGUGGAGUCGGAGGCAGCGUCAUACUUGGACCAGAUCUCCAGAUAUUACAUCACCAGAGCCAAACUGGUCUCCAAAAUAGCCAAAUACCCUCAUGUGGAGGACUACAGAAGGACCGUGAUGGAGAUCGAUGAGAAGGAGUACAUCAGUUUGAAGAUUAUUGUUUCAGAGCUCAGGAAUCAAUAUGUGACUCUUCACGACAUGAUCCUGAAAAACAUCGAGAAGAUCAAGAAACCAAGAAACAGCAACGCUGAAGCUCUUUACUGACAACCCUUACAAACACAAAGCAUCUGCCGUGGGUCCAACAGUACUGUGACCGGUAGCGCUCAGCUUUUGUUUUGGAGUUUUUACAGCCACAUCAUGAUGUGUCAAACAAGCUGCUGCCGCUGGACGACUGUGCUUAGAUUCAAUGUUUAAGACUGUAAUCUGACUGGUGCUUACAGUUGAGCUAGAGGAAACGACUAAAAAUGCAAAGACAUACUCCCCAAUCAGACAUCCAGAGCUGUUGUGGGACCCUCCCCCAUCUAUUGUUUUGACCUUACUCUGCAGUCACGCACGUGCUUUUUGGCACGUAUCCUUCAGUUUCGCCUCUCCGGCACUCUGGGACCUGACCGCAGACUCUUUUCCCAUACGUAUCUCAACUGCAUCGCCUGCUUUCCAUCUGCUGCUCCGCUGGGACUGAAGCUCACAGGUUCCUGCUGGUUUCUCUUCCUUUCUGUGGAGUUUUGGUCCUUGUGGAUGCCGUGCCUCUCCCAGGAUUUAUCAUCUGGCUUUGAAUGGUUUUCCUGCUUCUCUUAACUCUGACUCUUUGUUCAGUUUUUGCCUCUGAAUCUUUCUGGGCAUACCACUGUACUAUGAAAACUAUGAAAUUUGAACUCCACUCAAAUCUCCCCUGGUUGUCCUAAAACAGUGGAGGAACAUAUUUCCUCAGUGCUUCAGAGAACAAAUGCAUUUCUUCAGCUGUAGCCUGGUAAUGAUUUGGCUGCACAAGAGAGACUCUGACUGUUCACUUUAAGAUUCAUCUUUUUUUCUUUCUUUUUUUUCUCCCCCAGCCCACUCGCUGUUGCAUAUAUGUUGCAUUGUAUGCAUACACUUGGAGGUGCUAUUGCAUCCCAAGAGUUUGCCUGUGUUAAUGUUACACGUAGGCACGAAAGACACAGAGAUGUUGACCCCGGGACACUCCUGCUCCAGGCUGGUCCCUUUGAAUGCUGUUACCACACUGCUGUCUGUCAGUACGGACCUGUGAGAAAGACGUUGGCGUUGUUCCACACACACACACACACACACACACACAUUAAUGUGCCUCCAUGUAUCCAUCUUUAUUGUUUUCAAAAGUAUCAAUGUGUAGAUACUUUUUUCGAUGUUUUAAACCGUACAAAUGUAUACAUACACAACUAACCACAUACACAAAUGUGUUUGUGGUUAGUGACUUUGUACCAGCACUGUGUGCAGGUUGUUAAUUAAACAAAAACAAAACAAAAA
Larimichthys crocea (large yellow croaker) is the source of this 2137-nucleotide messenger RNA. Its product is annotated as proteasome activator complex subunit 3. Gene Ontology annotation, molecular function: endopeptidase activator activity; ubiquitin-protein transferase activity. Gene Ontology annotation, biological process: positive regulation of endopeptidase activity; protein ubiquitination; regulation of proteasomal protein catabolic process. The transcript is spliced from 10 exons. Bases 152 to 922 code for a protein of 256 amino acids. Lineage: Eukaryota; Metazoa; Chordata; Actinopteri; Sciaenidae. Gene Ontology annotation, cellular component: cytoplasm; nucleoplasm; proteasome activator complex. The record is from RefSeq and is a predicted model, not a curated record.